GUUGCAUUAGUAGCAACGAUGACAUAACAACUCGGUAGUAGUUGAAUAUUUCCUUAACUCCUACCACAGUUAUUGAAUAAAGAUAAGUUUCAACAAAUAUCAAAAAACUCCAAUAACAUGAGUUAUGUAUUUUAAUUUUGUUGUAUAUGAGCUUUUGAUGUCAACUUAUAAAAAAGUGGCACCAGCACGUUGCUCAUAGCAUUGCUGGAAAAAAUAAACAUGGAGGGCUGAAUGUUUAGUAGAAGCCCCAAACAUAGAAUCUGGUAUGUCAUUACUUUUGAGUUUGACACCUUUCUCAUUUCAUAGUAGAACAUGAAGGGAAAAAAUAAUAUGACUGAUCAAUAUACCAAAAAAAUUAUGUGGUUUUCAAUUCUUUUAUGAGAAAAUAUUAAAGGAAAAAUUCAUCGAGAACUCUUGUGAUUUACCCUAACUUCAAUGGGAAAGUGUGAAACAUGAGCAGCUAGUUUAUGAUGUACUGUUUAGUAUUGUUAUUCUAUCUUGAAAUUCAACGUGCAACAGUGAAAUAUGUUUGUAAAUUAAAUAAGGGGGAGUAGAACAAGCACGUUCUUUGACUUCUUUCGCAUACAAUUUGGCAUCAAUCCAGGCAAGGACUUCAUGCAUUCCAACAUGUACGUAGAUACAAAACUACUUAAGUCUACAAAAAGAAUUAAAACACUCAAUCAAUAUCGAAACUAACACUUAUGAAGUUAUGGUGAUCAAAAGGAAAUUAUACAAUGUUUGUAUACAAAUGAUAUGAAUGACAUUUUGUUAAAGCGCAAUAACUUUGAUCAAGGGAUAGAUCUUUCACAUAAAAGGAGCUAACUAAUCUGACACAUGAUGGGGCUACCCCUUGUUUUCUCACGUGGCAAAAUUUGUUAAGAGUUAAACAUCCACCAUUUGGGGGCUUUUAACAUGCGAAGGAUAAAAAAAUAUACUUUUAAGCUGUGAGUUUGGAGUUUUCGUCACUCAAAUAUGUGACCCGAACAAUAAAACCAUUUUAAUUUAACAAAGUGUAUGAAAGGUAAGUAUAUAAAAAUAAAGUUAGUUUAAAAUAUUGCUAGCAAUGCUUGAACAACACACGCUUAAAUGCCUGACUAAUUUUUUUUUUUUGGUCACAUAAACCCUUUGCAAUGAAUGCGAAAGGCGUGUGUAUUGAGUAUAAUUUUUUUUUCAUUGUCUAAAACUAUAAGCAUCAUGAUAGCUAAUUAAUUAAGAAAUUAAAAAAACCCAAUACAUCCAUUAAAAGAAUUAAGCUAACCGAACAUCAAACCAAGAUUUUAAACGUAUGUGCUAGUAAGCUAUAGACACAUUCUACUGUAUUUUUUUUUUAUUGGUGGCAAAAGAAGUGCGGGCAAAAGAAAGCACUCAAAAUCCACACCGAUAGAUCCUCACUAGUGGAAUCAUGAGGCCCCUGACUGUGCUGGUUACUCCCCUCUGGAAGGAACCUAAUUAGGCUAAUAUAACGAUCAACCACCGAACUCUAAUGUAGACCCUAAGACUUGAACAUCCAACCUCGGGGUGAAAAGUUCAACUGGUACCCCACUGGAUGACCCCACUCGGUGGUACAUUCCACUAUAAUUGCUAUAGUGUACUCCUAUUCAAUUUCUUGUAAUGUUAUAUCAUCACCAACCAUGCAUAGGUAAUGGUAAGAAACCCACCUGAACAUAAUAGGACACAUUCGGAUCCAUGGUGGGUGCUAUCAUUCGGAUCCACCUUUGUUCUCUAAUUUUACCCCUUCACUACAUAUCACACCAUGAAACAUAAUACAGAAGACACCAUGGAUAUCACAGAUAAAUUAGGAAAAUCAAUAGAAAAAUAAUACCCAAUCAUCUAAUACAGUGCAUCAUAAAGUACUUUUAAUUUUUUCCAAGAACAAACAUUCCAAAUCAUUGAUGUCAAUGGCAACCUAAUGAUGCAACUUCCAAUGAACAAAUUCAUUAACAACCCAAAAAAAUGGCAACCAUAUCUAAUAGAAUAAAAUAACCUGAUAAUGGCAUGUAGGAAUAAAAUGAUUGGAAAGGGUGAAAAUUGGCCAUAAACAAAGAUAAAUUUGUAAAUUGCUUCUAAGAUAAAAGUUAAAUAGACUGGAGGGCAGUUUACAAAGGCAACUAAAUAAACCUUUUACAGAACUAAAAAGAAUUGAAAAAGAUAUCAAUUAAUACAGAACAAAACACCUUUAAGCCUUACUCAAGAACUACUCUAUGAUCAAUAAAUUGAGCAAAGAAAGUUAGCUGAAAUACAUCCUAUAACCGUACAGCACUAAACACUGCAAGGCUCAAAAAUUGAUCAGAAGUUGAUUGCAUUUCAUGUAGCAAGAUAUGUUUAGUUGUAAAACGAUCACAAACUAAAAACCAACAAAAUAAGCACCAAAUAAGAAACAGUAAUUUUAUCAAACACUAAAUCAGCACUUUUCCCAUUAGAAUAAAAAUUCAACACAAUCACAACAAAAUCGUUAAGUUUGACACAAUCCAUAACUAAUAACACAUGCCGAAGCUAGUAGAAUUUUAUGAGGGGUGCCUUUGGAAAUCAGAUUUAAGAAAACAUGCCUGCAAUCCUAACCCACCGAUCUCCUUACGCCAAUUUUAUAACCAAAGGUUUAAGAAUCCCAAUUUCGUUUCCCUCAUCAAGCAAAAAAAAACCAAAAGAACACAAAUAUUAUCCGAAAAGAGGAAUGGAGUACCUGUUGAUGAAGAAAUAGAGUACCGCUGGUUUGCAAUGGGAACAACCACGGUGUGUCUGCGUUUGGGAGAGGAAGGGAGCAGAAGAAAAGUGCAAAACCUGAUGAAGAACAACACUGCUGGGCUGUAAUUAUUCAGAUCCCAUUUGUAACUGAAGUAGCCAUUGAUGCGACAACCAUUAAUGUGUUAAACCCAUAUAGCUGAAAGAGGAAAGAUGGAGGAUAGCUUCAACCAAAAGAUAGGGAGACGAAGGGGUGCCAGUGUGCGUUAGUUGUUUAUGUCAA
This is a messenger RNA of Ilex paraguariensis (yerba mate), 2962 nucleotides long. NCBI's taxonomy places the organism in Eukaryota, Viridiplantae, Streptophyta, Magnoliopsida, Aquifoliales, Aquifoliaceae. The record is from the annotation of a GenBank genome assembly.